Rhagoletis zephyria (snowberry fruit fly) is the source of this 1014-nucleotide messenger RNA. The record is from RefSeq and is a predicted model, not a curated record. Lineage: Eukaryota; Metazoa; Arthropoda; Insecta; Diptera; Tephritidae.
AUGGCUCAAGCACCGAAGCAGGCCCAUUCUACUAUUGUGAUAACUGUUGCAUUUGUUCUACUUCUCGGCGGAAGCUCGGUCCGGGCGAAUCAGCACAAUGAGUACGAGGAGAUCGGCAUCUACCCGCAGCGGGAGCACUCGCUCACCAAGCCAUAUCAAGGCUCCGGCAUGACCAUUCCCAACUGGGACUUUAUCGGCAACACCAUGGUCACCACCAGCUUCAUUCGCCUCACCACGGACACGCAGAGUCGCCUGGGCGGCAUCUGGAACAAAGUUCCAAUCUACUUUCCCAACUGGGAGGUGAUACUGGAGUUCAAGGUGGCCGGCCACGGCAAGGAGCUCUUCGGCGACGGCAUGGCCUUCUGGUACGUGAAGCACCCGAUGCAGGCCGGCAACGUCUUCGGCAGCGCCGACUACUUCUUCGGCCUGGGCAUCUUCCUCGACACGUACGCCAACCAGAACGGUGCCCACUCGCACACCCAUCCCUACAUCUCGGCGAUGAUCAACAACGCCACCAUCAGCUACGACCAUGAUCGAGAUGGGACGCAUUCCGAGUUCGCCGGCUGCGAGUCAAAGUUUCGCGGCGUCGACCACGACACCUACCUCAGCAUUCGCUACUACAAUGACUCGCUGACGCUGCGGACCGACGUCGAUGGCUCGGGGAACUGGGAGCAGUGCUUCCACGCCGAGGGCGUCCGCCUGCCCACCGGCCUCUACAUGGGCGUGACGGCGGCCACCGGCGAGCUGAGCGACAACCACGACGUCAUCAGCAUCAAGACGUACAUGCUCGACGCGCCGUACAGCGCCUCGCGCGAGGACCGCUCGCUGAUCAUUCCCUCGGCGGUGGACGCCGCUCCUCACCGCGACCACGCCCACGACCUGCCCCCGCCCACCAGCUGGCUCAAGUUCUUCUUCUACAGCCUGCUGACGAUAGUUGGCCUGGCCAUUGUGGGAGGCGUCGGCUACGUGCUCUACCAGAAGAAGCAGGAGUCGUCGCGAAAGCGGUUCUACUAA